Charadrius vociferus (killdeer) is the source of this 932-nucleotide messenger RNA. It is a transcript of the gene NPM3, whose product is annotated as nucleophosmin/nucleoplasmin 3. Gene Ontology annotation, cellular component: cytoplasm; nucleolus; nucleoplasm. Gene Ontology annotation, molecular function: histone binding; RNA binding; chromatin binding. Gene Ontology annotation, biological process: chromatin remodeling. NCBI's taxonomy places the organism in Eukaryota, Metazoa, Chordata, Aves, Charadriiformes, Charadriidae. The transcript is spliced from 6 exons. The record is from RefSeq and is a predicted model, not a curated record. The coding region runs from base 1 to 447 and encodes 148 amino acids.
AUGAAGGAUGGGCCAUGUAACGGCUGCUUCAGCUUUUCCCAUCUCCUCUUUCCAGGCUGUGAGCUGACUGCCAAUACCAAAUCCUACACGUUUCAGGUGGAUGAGGAAGAUGACUCUGACCACAUUUUGGCCCUGUCUGUGGUUUGCCUCACGGAUGGUGCCAAGGACGAGUGCAAUGUGGUGGAGGUCGUUGGGCGAAACCACGAGAACCAGGAGAUCGCUGUCCCUGUGGCAAAUCUGAAGUUGUCAUGCCAGCCCUUGCUGAGUCUGGACAACUUCAAGCUGCAGCCUCCGGUCACCUUCCGCCUGGCAGCGGGCUCUGGCCCGGUACACCUCGCUGGCUGGCACCGCAUCAUGCACAGGGAAGAUGCUUCCUUUGAGGAGGACGAUGACUUGUCUGAGGAGGAGGAGGAGGAGCUUGCUCCUAUCAUGCCAGCCAAGAAGUAGAAGAGGAAGCAGUAACUUAUCUCCAGGCAAGGUACUCGCUGGUAUUCUCUGCCCGGAUGGCUUUUACCUCGGACACCUCUUGCCAGGAUCUCAACAUUUGCUGCUUUGGGAUUUUGUAUUUGUUUGUUUGGGGUUUUCUUUUUGUUAUUUUUUUUCUGUUGUAACUUUUUGGGGAGCAGGAGCUGCUCCCAGCACCUGGGUGUCUCCUUUCCCACAGCUGUGGGAGGUUGAUCCCAAAACUGGAUCGAUGCUGCUGGUCUAUUCUGUCUCCCCCAUCCCUGUGUUGGGUGUCAGGGAUGGAGGAGGUGAUCCUUGCCCUGUGCCUUUUUGCUGUCCUGAACCUCUGCUCUGUGCACCCCCUCUCCCUAGCUCUGAAACACCCGGUCCUGGCCCUUUCCCCAGCAGAUGGACGUAAAGCCAGUGGUGGGACAGGCACUUCCAUUGAUUCUAGUGUGUUUGCUUUUCUUAACUCACAAUUUGAUGGU